AUGACGACGAUGAGGGUACCAUUUAAAGUGAAGGCCCGUUAUGGGUGGUCGGGACAAGCCAAGGAGGACCUGGGCUUUCUCGAAGGAGAUGUGAUGGAGGUAUCGCGAGUCGCAGGUGAGUGGUACUAUGGGAGAUUACUGAGGAACAAAAAGUGUGCGGGCUAUUUCCCAAACAAUUUUGUUACGAUAGUUGAGGAGCGGAUCAACAGUGUUCAAUCAGUGGAUAGUGGCCGGUCAAAGCAGGCCCAGCAGGGACAACCUAUAUUGCAACAGAGUAAGAGUGGACUGCCGCCUAUUCCGACACGUAGCACCAAUCAUGAUAGCAGCAAAUACAGAUCUUCGCGACAGGCUUAUCAUUCCACACCAAAUCUCCCAGCAACAGCUAGUGGAUAUGAAAAUAACGCUCCAGUUGGAUCAAAUAAUGGCUACUCACGCAGAGCCGAAAUUUACGGGAUGAGACAACCAGGAUACGAUCAAUUGGCAAUGAAGAAAAGAAAUAAUAUUAACGAUAGUCUUACCAAGAAACCCAAUGUGAAUAAAUAUGAAGAUUUUGUGGAUACCCCGGCUCUUCCUCCAUUGCCUCAGUUGCAGUCUUCUAAACGUAACGGUAAACAUAGACAGCCAGUUAAGUCAUAUUCGUCGAAUGACCUACCAACUAGUCGCAGCAGAGAUCCAGCAGAUCAUUUUGUUGAUGACCAAAGAUUUUUUGAUGGUUUUAACUCAGGCAAGAGAUCCUCGGUGGAUACUAGUUCAGUUUCAUCAGGUGGACUGUUCUCUCAUUCUCAAUACAUGGACAACUCAGUGACAAGUAGUGAGAAUAGUUUUGCAAUCAUGAGUGAUUUUAGCGCUACUAGUGCUGGUUCAUUUGCCAGACAUAGAAAAGCACAAUCUUUUACUGAUUCUCUGGAGAGAUCAGAGAACGGUCACUUACAGUACGGAAAUAGUAUUGAUACUAAACAAGUGAAUGAUACGAAAACAGGAGGGUUUUGGAAGAGAUUCAUGAAUAAAAAUGACUCCAAUAAUAACGGUGUAGCCAACUCAUUAAGAACCAAUGAAAGUUUCCCAAAAUUACCUGAUUUACAAACUUUAGAUAUUUCCCCACACCAUAAUGACGCACAUGAUUGGUUGACUGUGAAAGCUCAUGUAAACAGAUCAAAAUCACUUACUAAAUAUGAAAAGCAUCCGAGAUAUAUGAGAGCUCUAGAACGUAAUCGUGAUCUGGUUCUACAUCCUCAAGAUGCAAUCUAUAAUGGCUUAAAUACUAACGAAAUUAGAGGACAUGGUAAGCCAGGAUCGGUGGAUAUUGAGUUGGCUGGUCUCAAUACUCAAUACAUUGAUUCUAUGACAUGGAAAAGAUGCUCUAAAAAUAGCACUAUGCGUCUAGAAAAUUGGGUAAGGACGACAUUUUCUGCAAGAUACUCUACAGACAUUGAGAAACUGAGAGGUAUCUAUAUUUUCUGCACUGAAAUGUUCAGUCUGAUAGAUGAUCAUGGUCAUUCUGACUUUUCUAGGGAACCAGCAAAUCUCGAAUCAGUUCUAUAUCAAAAAUAUUGUACACCUUAUGAAUUAACUUGUCUUUUUAAAAGGCUAGCAGUAUCAUUGAGUAUUCAAUGUGAAGUCGUGAUUGGAUUCUUAAAAACACCGUUUGCUGUAAAUCAUGAAUUUGAAUAUAAUCAUUGUUGGUUGAGAGUUCUUGUCAAUAAUGAAUGGAGGUUUAUCGAUGUAAUUUUAGGUAAUAUCACGAAUCCAAUCCAUGAGUUUGUAAAUAACAAACCAGCAAAAAGAGCAGAUGAUAGCUAUUUCUUAGUUGAACCUCUGGAAUUUAUAUAUACACAUAUUCCACCUAGUGAGUAUGAGCAACAUAUUGUUCCAAGUCUGGAUCAAUUGUCUAUCCUUUAUUUGCCGUUAGUGUUCCCUUCAUUUUUCAAAAACGGACUUGUUCUCUACAAGUUCAGCACCGCAUUAUCAUAUCUUGAAGAUAAUGAAAUAUACGAAUGCUCAAUAGAAAUUCCGAAUGAUAUAGAAAUUUUCUCUUCUGUUGUUGUAAACACUGAAGAUAAAAAUAAAGCUAAGCUAUAUCAAAAGAUGGAAUUGUCACUAGCGCAAGUACGCAAACACAGAACUGAGAGUGGUAAACGGGUUAUUGUGAUUAAAGCUGUUCUUCCCCCUGGUGUUAAAUCAGGCGCAUUGUAUAUACACUCCGGAGUCAGAGGUACUCAAACCACUAUUGCUAAUGUUCAUCCAUUAUCGAUGAUUAUUCCUUUAUAUCAUGAGGGUUCGGAGAGCAAAUACGAAUUCGUCUCUAAAGUACCAAAUGAAAAUAUCUUAAAGCUAGAGACCUACGUUAUGGAGCCACAAAAUAAGUAUUUGUUUCCGGAUAACGAGUAUAAUUUUGAGGUAUUACAACAUCCCUUUGAUGGUAUAAUGUACAACUCUACGGCGGCAAACCAAAACAUCAAGCAACCCAUAGCGAUAAAGUCACCAUCUGGUAAGAUAUACAAUCUAGAGAAAAAUGAUCCCCAUGUAUCAUAUGGUACAUGGAAAAAAACUAUUAAAGUUAAAGAAUCAGGGGUCUGGACUGGUAUGAUCCUAUCGGAUUGUGGUUUAGGUUGGGCCAAUUUCGCAGAGUGGUAUUGUAUCUAG
Messenger RNA from Nakaseomyces glabratus, 2643 nucleotides. It is a transcript of the gene CYK3, whose product is annotated as Cyk3p. Gene Ontology annotation, cellular component: cytoplasm; mitotic actomyosin contractile ring. Lineage: Eukaryota; Fungi; Ascomycota; Saccharomycetes; Saccharomycetales; Saccharomycetaceae. Gene Ontology annotation, biological process: mitotic division septum assembly. Gene Ontology annotation, molecular function: protein binding. The record is from RefSeq and is a predicted model, not a curated record.